Messenger RNA from Cylas formicarius (sweet potato weevil), 969 nucleotides. RefSeq lists its product as uncharacterized. Bases 1 to 969 code for a protein of 322 amino acids. The transcript is spliced from 2 exons. The record is from RefSeq and is a predicted model, not a curated record. Lineage: Eukaryota; Metazoa; Arthropoda; Insecta; Coleoptera; Brentidae.
AUGUUCAAAGGUCAAAUUACUCACCCCGGCUGUGUCGCACCCCCGGCUCCCGACUCGUCCCGAUACGUACCUACUUCAGUCUUCGUUUUAGUGCGGAUUCGUUCAGAUCUGCGUGUUAUUUCCUGUGUACUGUUAUGUCAAUGUGUUCACGAAAACGGGCGACGUAGCCCUUCGCCUUCGCCCGGGUCAUCAGUGACCCGGGAGGGAAAAAGUUCCGUCUUGACGAUUCUUCAAAGAUUGGAGCACCGAAUGGAUGUGUUAGAAAAGAAAAAUUGGAAAAAAACACGACAAUUAUUAUCAGAAAGUUCUUGUGAAAGUGCACCUAGUUCACAAAAUCCGAGUGACUGCUCCGAUGUGGAGAAUAAUGAAGAGGAGGAUGUCACUUGCUUGACGAAAACUGACAACCUUAAUGAUCAACGGAGCGGCUCUCUGGAACCAGAGAUAUUGUCCUUAAUAGGAGACGAGGGCGGCAACAAUAAAGAUUCUGGUCCACCUAUUCAGCAAAACGUGAUCAAUAUUGCCCAGAAGGGUUUACACCCUGAAAAACGCAAAAAUUUGUUAACGAAAUACACCUGUCCCGAAAACGGUAUGGGUUUGCGCCCACCAAAGUUAAAUACCGUUGUGAAAGAAGCGACAACAGAAGCUGUACAAACUAGAGACCAUCGCCUCAGUAAUUUACAGGCUCAAAUUGCUUCAUGUUUGUCUGCCAUCGGUUUAGUCGUAACGGACUUACUCAAAGCUCAAAAGUUAAGUGAUGCGGGUCGUCUCCUUUCCGACAUCCAUAAUCGGGAAACUAUUUCCAGAAGGAAUCUCGUCUCUAUGAACUUAAAUAAAGAUUUAAAGAAAACGCUCUUGGACUCUCCAAUUGACGAGUGGCUAUUUGGGCAACUAAAGAGUGCUAAGCCCUUCACCAAAAAACCGGGAACUGCUAGGGCAUACCGUACCCCUUAUCGACCAACCUUUCCCUAA